AGAAGGGACGCAGGAGCGAGCGGGGGGGCAUGAUUGUAUCAAAGAAAAAGAAAAAAAUAAUAACAUUAUUAUUAACCAUGGCUCCUCUAAUUGACACUACAGGGUGGGUUUGUCCAUCAUAAUGGCUCCACUGUUUACCUCCACAGUGCACCGUUAUAAAUGAGGAGCCGGCCCAGUAAGUCUACUCCAGCUUGAGAGAGAUGUCAUCUCCAGGCAUGGGCACCCCCAGUGACCCCCUCUUGGCCAGUCCAGGAGGGAGGUUACCCACCRCUCAGGAAGGCCUCUGGCGGAGCUCGCUCCCUAAAACUGCCAGCUUCCCAACAUCCACCACCCGCCACCUCAGUCACAGAGCCAACAACUUCCAAAGACAGCCAAAGCGUAGGAAGCUAAUACGACCUUCACCGCCUCCCCCGCCCAACACGCCCUGCCCCCUGGACCAGUUGGACCUAAGCGAGCUCCCCCCGAGACGGACCUUCCACGAGCUGCUCUUCAACGGCUGCAUCCUGUUCGGCAUUGAAUUCAGUUACGCGAUGGAAACAGCUUACGUGACUCCUGUGCUUUUACAGAUGGGUCUACCUGAUCAGUUCUACAGCUUGGUGUGGUUUAUCAGUCCCAUUCUUGGAUUCCUCGUUCAGCCUCUCAUCGGAGCGUGGAGUGAUCGUUGCACAUCCAGGUUUGGGCGGAGGAGGCCCUUUAUCCUUGCUUUGGCUGUAGGAGCUUUGGUUGGUCUAACCCUAGUGCUGAAUGGACGGGACAUUGGGGGUGUCCUGGCCGACACGGCGUCAAACCAUAAGUGGGGAAUCGUCCUGACAGUGUGCGGUGUGGUUCUGAUGGACUUCAGCGCCGAUUCAGCCGACAACCCAAGCCAUGCCUACAUGAUGGAUGUGUGUAGCCCAGAAGACCAGGAUCGAGGGCUGAACAUUCACGCAUUACUAGCAGGACUAGGAGGAGGUUUCGGCUAUAUUGUCGGUGGCAUCAACUGGGACCAGACACACUUUGGAAGAUCGAUGGGGGGUCAGCUGCGGGUCAUAUACCUGUUUACGAGCAUCACGCUGGUGAUCGCCACAGCCAUGACUCUGAUGAGCAUUCCCGAGAGGCCGUUACCGAAAAGCCAAACGAACAAAAGCUCGGGUAAAAACCAUCUAAAAAGCCCCAGCCUCCCUCUUCCUCCCUCCCCUCCUGUUCCCCCCGGAGUGGUUCUGGGACUCGACGAGGAGGAGGAAGGGCUUUACAGCUACAACUUUGCAAAUUCUCAUCCAGGGAAUUCCGACCCGUUGGCCCAUUCUUGCAGCGCAAAYGCACGUCUUUGUGCUGGCCUCACUAGUCCCAUCUCACCCCUGAGCCCCCUCACUCCAAAAUACGGCAGCUUUAUCAGCAGGGACAGCUCGCUCACGGGCAUCAAUGAGUUCGCCUCCUCAUUAGGAACCUCCUACAUAGACAGUGUGCUCAUAGACUGCUACACAGGUCAGCAGACUCCUCCGGCCCUGGCCCAAAGCUCCACCGCCGUGCCCCUGCCUCCAGGGGACUCUCCUCCCCCUCCUCCUGACAAAUCCUCACAGAUGGGAGAGAACACUCCUGCGGGACAAACCCAGACCGAUGCUGGGUCUCAUCCAGCUGGGGAGGGUCAGGAUGCAGAAACACUUCAGCCUGAGGGAGACGCACAACCUCAGAAGGCUCAGGUUUCAGCCGGGUCUCAGCCCGGCGCAGGGUUGCAUCGGGGCUCCACUGCCGGCAUCUUAAAGCGACCCCAGAGUCUCGCGCUGAUAGGGGAGCCCGCGGCGACGCAGAUAGUUGGGCUAGAGAACGGACGCAGGAGGACAGUGACCUUUAGCCAGCAGGUUGCAAACAUUCUGCUGAACGGAGUACGCUACGAGAGUGAUCUGAGUGAGAACGUGGAGACGGGAGAGUCCCAAAUGUCAAUGAAGCUGCUGUGUAUAGCCAUCUACAGGAUGCCUCCCUCACUGCGAAGUUUAUGCACUAAUCAUUUCCUGGGCUGGUUGUCGUUCGAAGGCAUGCUUCUCUUCUAUACCGACUUCAUGGGGGAGGUCGUGUUUGAAGGAGACCCCAAAGCGCCCCAUGACUCUGAAGCUUACCAACGCUACAACGCUGGGGUCAGCAUGGGCUGCUGGGGCAUGUGCAUCUAUGCAUUCAGCGCUGCUUUCUACUCAGCCAUACUGGAGAAAUUGGAGGAGCGUUUCUCUCUUCGCACUCUCUAUUUUUUUGCCUACUUGGCGUUCGGUUUGGGCACGGGGCUCACCACGCUGUCCACCAACCUCUACGUGGUGCUGUCRCUCUGUGUCACCUACGGGGUGCUGUUCUCCUCGUUGUGUACGCUGCCUUACUCUCUGCUGUGUGAAUACUACCAGAGCCCACAGUUCUGUGGCUCGUCCGAGGAGGGAACCAGGCGAGGGAUGGGGGUGGACAUCUCUCUGCUCAGCUGUCAGUACUUCCUGGCCCAGAUCCUGGUUUCUGUGGCGAUGGGACCUCUGACCUCUCUGGUGGGCGGGGCUCAGGGAGUGAUGUAUUUUGCGAGCCUGAUGUCAUUCGUGGGUUGCCUGUACUCCUCUCUCUGCGUGGUGUACCAGCUGCCCCCCACUGAGGGAAGAGAAGUUGAGACUGGGGUGUGAGGCAGCAUUCAGUCGAGCAAAACAGAAGAACAACAAACAGAGAAGAAGAUUCACGUGGACUGUGGGUAACUCUGAAGAUGGACGACAUUUAAAAAAAAACACGUGGGGGAUUCAGAGCCAGCAGCAAGCGCUUCUAGUCAUCAUUAGGGUGCAUGCUUAAAAUAGUAGGCUUCUGCUCCACCAUGCUUGGGCCAUCCACUCAGUAAAAGUCCUCCACUGGAAGUUACUCAUUCCCUUCUGAUCCUAAAGACACCUUCAUCAGCAAAUUAUAGAUUUUUUUUUUAAAUUGCUGUGCUGUGGCAACCGUCCAGCCUCAACACAAGACAUUUUAUGUAAAACCUUUUGUUGUGAUGGUUUCGAGCACCCAAACGUUAACGGUGCCUCUGCAGAAUGUCAAUAAUUGCCUACUAUUAAAGCCUCCUGGACUGACCGGACGCACGCCAUGCUAACGUUUCUUAGGGAACAGGAACUGUAUGGAUUCUGCUGUAACAGCUCGCUUGAGGAAUAAAACACAGUGUCUGUGUUGUACGGUACCAUCUACUUGCUCAACAAUAUUGUAAAAGCUGCUUUUAUUCAGGGUUCAGUUAAAAACUAAAAAAACGAUCCUUUUGCCAUGUUUCGCCUCCUGUGUUUUUUUUUUUAAUCCAUGAAAGCCUCCACAGCUUGCAUCAAUUACUCAGACCUGAAAUUUUCAAAGCACGCCACACGGCGGAGCCACAAUCCACAGGCGCAGAUGAAACUCAAAAUCGAUUCAGCUCAUCCUGUUCCAUUACCGAGUGAAAAUUACCCCGGCUUCUUCCUGUGCUGAAGCCAGCCAUUUUCCAUGUGAAGGAAACUGGGUCAAGUGACAUCAUUCGGCAUGAAUAUGUAGGCUUUCAAACAGCCCAGAUCAAUUAACAAAACAGAACAAACGCAAGUAAAAAGACAAAUUUAUUUCUUAAUCAGAAUAUACAAAGCAGUGGCUGAGGUAACCUAAUGCCAUUCUGGUUAUGAAAAAAGGCAGUCUACACAGAAUCGGGCUACUCAACCGUUAACGUAAAACUCGAGAAAUGCAAGAAAAAACAACAUAUAAAUGGUACAAACUUGCGUGGAAUGCAUACAGAACAAAUGACCAAAGCUUUAAGAUUUAAGAGGGGUUAAUUAACAUUGCAAAAAAAUCCUGCCUCCACAGAGAAGGGUCAAACAAUCGAUCUGUGGAGGUGCAACACACAGCUCCAUUAUUUAUUUGCACCGUCUGUUACAUUAACAGGGCAGCCAGGGAUUUAAGUAGCAGCUUAACACAAAAGAAAACAAAAACAAAAACCACUGUAACUAAUAAUGUCAAACUGUCUAUUACCCCCUGCUUAAAACUUAUCUUUGGUCCUUUUUAAGUGUAUCUGAGAGGUCAACAUGAGCCUUUAAGGUGAGCAGCUGCCUGUAUGAAACAUCUGGUCAGCACUGUCAUAAUAGAGAUUGUGCUUCCAACAUACUGAUGUGAAACGUCAGGAAAUGAAAAAUAAUGAUCUUAAGUUGUGGCCCAACUCGUACGAGUAGAAAAGGAAAAAGCUCAUUUUAAAGACCAAUAAAUAACAUUUCAUGUAAAAAAAAAAAAAAAGUAUGCAGGACCACCACGUUUCAAGACUCCAGUGCAAUGAAAUAACAUGGGAGCAACCAAAAAAAAAAAAAAAAAAAACUCUUU
This is a messenger RNA of Austrofundulus limnaeus, 4305 nucleotides long. RefSeq names its product solute carrier family 45 member 1 (gene slc45a1). The transcript has 10 exons. The record is from RefSeq and is a predicted model, not a curated record. Gene Ontology annotation, cellular component: membrane. Gene Ontology annotation, biological process: transmembrane transport. Bases 201 to 2627 code for a protein of 808 amino acids. Lineage: Eukaryota; Metazoa; Chordata; Actinopteri; Cyprinodontiformes; Rivulidae. Gene Ontology annotation, molecular function: sucrose:proton symporter activity.